This is a messenger RNA of Porites evermanni, 423 nucleotides long. The record is from the annotation of a GenBank genome assembly. Lineage: Eukaryota; Metazoa; Cnidaria; Anthozoa; Scleractinia; Poritidae.
AUGAAACCUGUUGAAGCAAGUAAAACGAAAAAUGAGAAUAAAGUAUUUACCAAUUUAUAUGGUGAUUUAAUAUAUGAGAAACCUGAAAAACAAAAAUUUGCGAUAGGUGAUAAAGUUAGAAUUUCAAAAUAUAGAAGACAAGUAUUUGAUAAAGUUUAUACUUCAAACUGGACAGAGGAGAUAUUUGUGAUUGAUCGCAUUAUACCUACCAGACCUGUUACUUAUUCCAUUGUUGAUUUGAUGGGUGAGGCGAUUAAAGGUUCUUUUUACGAACAAGAAUUACAAAAAGCAAAACAACAAACAUUUAGAAUAGAACACGUAUUGAAACGAGAUAACAAAAAGAAAAAAACAUUAGUAAAAUGGAGUGGUUAUUCUGCUAAAUUUAACUCAUGGAUUAGUUUUAAAGAUUGGGUAAAUAUUUAA